Messenger RNA from Tachyglossus aculeatus (Australian echidna), 1555 nucleotides. RefSeq names its product sorting nexin 5 (gene SNX5). Gene Ontology annotation, cellular component: endosome. Gene Ontology annotation, biological process: pinocytosis; intracellular protein transport. The transcript has 13 exons. Gene Ontology annotation, molecular function: dynactin binding; phosphatidylinositol binding. The record is from RefSeq and is a predicted model, not a curated record. Bases 1 to 1218 code for a protein of 405 amino acids. NCBI's taxonomy places the organism in Eukaryota, Metazoa, Chordata, Mammalia, Monotremata, Tachyglossidae.
AUGGCCUCCGUGCCCAACCUGCUGCAGGCGGAGGGGGAGCAUGAGCGGGGCAAGUUGAGGUCUGUGUCUGUGGACCUGAAUGUUGAUCCUUCUCUCCAGAUUGACAUCCCCGAUGCCCUUAGUGAAAGAGACAAGGUCAAGUUUACUGUGCACACCAAGACUACACUGCCUAUUUUUCAAACCCCAGAGUUUUCUGUUACAAGACAGCACGAAGACUUUGUGUGGCUACAUGAUACACUUACUGAAACUGAAGAAUAUGCGGGGCUCAUUAUACCUCCAGCACCUUCAAAACCUGACUUUGAUGGACCCAGAGAGAAGAUGCAGAAAUUAGGGGAAGGUGAAGGUUCUAUGACCAAGGAGGAGUUUGCCAAAAUGAAGCAAGAACUAGAAGCUGAAUAUUUAGCUGUCUUUAAGAAGACUGUAUCCUCACAUGAAGUCUUCCUCCAGAGGCUGUCAUCUCAUCCUGUCCUCAGCAAAGACUGCAACUUCCACGUUUUCCUGGAGUAUGACCAGGAUCUAAGUGUUAGGAGAAAAAAUACCAAAGAGAUGUUUGGAGGCUUUUUUAAAAGUGUGGUCAAAAGUGCCGAUGAAGUCCUUUUUUCUGGAGUUAAGGAGGUGGAUGAUUUCUUUGAGCAAGAGAAGAACUUCCUUGUAAACUAUUACAACAGGAUCAAAGAUUCAUGUGCCAAAGCUGACAGAAUGACAAGAUCUCAUAAAAAUGUUGCAGAUGACUAUAUUCACACUUCGGCUAGUCUGAACAGUUUAGCUUUGGAAGAACCAACUGUCAUCAAAAAGUACUUACUGAAAGUUGCAGAGUUGUUUGAAAAGCUUAGGAAAGUGGAAGGUCGUGUUUCUUCAGAUGAAGAUUUAAAACUGUCAGAGCUCCUGAGAUACUACAUGCUCAACAUUGAAGCAGCUAAGGAUCUCUUAUACAGACGCACAAAGGCCCUGAUUGAAUAUGAAAAUUCAAACAAAGCGUUGGAUAAAGCCAGGUUGAAAAGCAAAGAUGUGAAGCAGGCUGAAGCCCACCAGCAGGAGUGCUGUCAAAAGUUUGAACAGCUCUCGGAAUCUGCCAAAGAAGAACUGAACAGUUUCAAGCGGAAGAGAGUGUCGGCAUUUAGAAAAAAUCUCAUUGAAAUGUCCGAAUUGGAAAUAAAGCACGCAAAGAAUAAUGUGUCUCUCUUGCAAAGCUGCCUUGACUUGUUCAAGAACAACUAAGUUGCCUUUACUGUGAAUGAACCGAAGAGAACAUGAACGUGGAAGCCAGCAGCCGUGGAAAAUUUCUAUUUAGCGUUUACUCAUAUUGGUUUAAAAAUUCUAUAGAUGUUGCUUUCUGAAAAUUGUAAGUCACGCAUAUCAAUUUAGUUUACUAUUUCCUUUGUUUAAGAUAAUUGCAUGCGAACGUAACCAACUGUCUCUUUUAGUUUGCUACUUCAUUACUAGGCAGAAAGUAGAACUACUGGCUCCUUUGAAGUGUGUAUCUUCACAGGUUGGAAAAAGGUGCAUGAUUUGCACAUCCCUAAAUGUCCCUUUAAACCCUUUAUUGUCCCCCCCC